Puccinia triticina is the source of this 1236-nucleotide messenger RNA. RefSeq lists its product as uncharacterized. The transcript has 13 exons. NCBI's taxonomy places the organism in Eukaryota, Fungi, Basidiomycota, Pucciniomycetes, Pucciniales, Pucciniaceae. The record is from RefSeq and is a predicted model, not a curated record. The coding region runs from base 1 to 1236 and encodes 411 amino acids. Gene Ontology annotation, molecular function: cysteine-type endopeptidase activity. Gene Ontology annotation, biological process: proteolysis.
AUGGCCAACUACCCCUACAACCAUCCUGCCUCCCAGUGGGGUCCACCUGCAUUCUCAGGCCAGCAAACUCGUCAACAACCGUUUGCCGCUCCAUCUGGCCCCCCACCCCCGCAAUGGCAACCGCCACCAGUCCCCCCUCCAGGUUUUGGUGGCGGCUGGCAACCACCAACAGGCCCACCACCUCCGACGAACGACCAUGCAAGACCCUAUCCUGGCCAUUACGGCCACGGUAACCCUCCGACAUCAUAUCCGCAAGCAUACAAUCAAGGACCACCAGGUGCUCACUAUCAACCGCCCCAAGCUACCCGAGGGGAACCGUACUUUCAAUAUUCGAAUUGUACCGGUCGUCGCAAAGCGCUAUGCAUCGGCAUAAACUAUGUUGGCCAAACUGGUGAACUCAGGGGAUGUCACAACGACGCUCUGAAUAUGCAGAAGUUCUUGAUCGAAAGAUACAACUAUAAACAAGAGGACAUGGUUAUCCUCCUCGAUACGCCGGGUGCUAAUGCCAGACAGGUCCCGACCAGAGCUAACAUAAUCUCUGCUAUGCAGUGGCUUGUAUCCAAUGCUCAACCUAACGACUCCCUCUUCUUUCAUUUCAGUGGUCAUGGCGGCCAAACCGAAGAUUUGGACGGUGACGAAGACGACGGGUUCGACGAAGUGAUCUAUCCGCUCGAUCAUAAACAAGCGGGCCACCUUGUCGAUGACGAUAUGUUUGCUAUAAUGGUAGCUCCAUUACCACCUGGCUGUCGACUGACUGGAAUCUUCGAUUCUUGCCAUUCUGGUACCGCACUGGACUUGCCAUAUGUCUAUUCGACGGAAGGAAAGAUCAAAGAACCCAAUCUUUUGGCCGAAGCUGGACAGGGUGCACUGCAAGCAGGGCUAUCAUAUAUGCGUGGUGAUCUUGGUGGAGUUGCCAAGGGCCUGAUGGGUCUGGGCAAGAAAGUGAUGUCUGGAAACAAGGCGGAUAAGAUUUCCAAAGCCACCCGGACCAGUCCCGCAGAUGCGAUCCAAUGGAGUGGAUGCAAAGACUCUCAAACCAGUGCUGAUGCAGUCGAAGCUGGAUCAGCUACCGGAGCCAUGUCAUACGCUUUCAUCACCUCCUUGACUCAGGCCCCUCAACAAACUUACCAGCAACUCUUAGUGUCUAUCCGACAGAUCUUGGCCAACAAAUACUCGCAAAAGCCACAACUCUCGGCAUCCCAUCCUAUCGAUACCAAUCUCAUGUUCGUCAUGUGA